UGCCCAGGACUCUAUCCUGUCCCCCUCUGGUGGCAGAACCCAGGGACGCUGGGCUUGUGUGAUAGGCUGCCGCAGCGGCCCCUCCUCCUGCCCCUUACUCAUUAGCCAGGCUGCAAAGUAGCAUGGGCUUGGCUGGGCAAGGCUGGCUUCAGGAGCGCUCAGGCAUGCAGGGUGGCCGGCAGCCCAGUCUUGAACUGGACAGCGUUCGGGACAUGGUCACCCCAGACCGAGGGGGCUGUUGCCCUGCCCUCCGCAGGCUGGUCCCUGUCGGCUUUGGGGCCGAGGUGUGGACGCUCUUUGCCCUUUCCGGACCCCUGUUCUUGUUCCAGGUGCUGACCUUCAUGAUCCACAUUGUGAGCUCGGUGUUUUGUGGGCACCUGGGCAAGGUGGAGCUGGCGUCAGUGACCCUCUCGGUGGCCUUUGUCAAUGUCUGUGGAAUUUCCAUAGGAAUAGGCUUGUCCUCAGCCUGUGACACCUUGAUGUCCCAGAGCUUCGGGAGCCCCAACAAGAAGCACGUGGGGGUCAUCCUGCAAAGGAGCACCCUGGUGAUGCUUCUCUGCUGCCUCCCCUGCUGGGCACUCUUCCUCAACACCCACAACAUCCUGCUUCUCUUCAGGCAGGACCCAGCCGUGUCCAGGUUAACUCAAGAGUACGUGCUCAUUUUCAUCCCAGCACUUCCGGCGUUUUUUCUUUACAGCCUGCUGGCAAAAUAUUUGCAAAAUCAGGGAAUCGUCUGGCCCCAAGUCCUCAGUGGCAUUGUGGGCAACUGUAUCAAUGGCUUGGGCAACUACAUCCUGGUUUCUGUGCUGAGCCUGGGGGUCAGGGGCUCUGCUUACGCCAACACUAUCUCCCACAUCCUGCAGACCAUCUUCCUCUUUCUCUACAUUGUGCUGAAGAAGCUACACCUGGAGACGUGGUCAGGCUGGUCCGGCCAGUGCCUGCAGGACUGGGGCCCUUUCUUCUCUCUGGCUGUUCCCAGCAUGCUCAUGGUGUGCAUGGAGUGGUGGGCCUACGAGAUCGGGAGCUUCCUCAUGGGCCUGCUCAGCGUACUGGACCUCUCCGGCCAGGCCAUCAUCUACGAAUUGGCCACCGCAGUCUACACGGCGAGUAUCUUAUGGCGGUACCUUCCGCACGCCCUCCAUGCCGGCCCGAUUCCCCUGGGGCUCAGCAACGCCGUCUGUGUCCGUGUGGGGAUGGCCCUGGGAGCUGCAGAUAUAGUGCAAGCCAAGCGGUUGGCCAAGUCAGGCAUGCUUUGCACAGGCGGCACCUCGCUGGUUGUGGGCAUCGUGCUGAGCACCCUGAAAAAUAAACUGGGGCGUAUUUUUACAAAUGAUGAACAAGUCAUUGCCCUGGUGAACAAGGUCUUGCCGAUUUAUACCGUCUUUCAGCUCUUUGAGGCCAUAUGUUGCGUCUAUAGCGGAGUUCUGAGAGGAAGCGGCAAGCAGGCCUUUGGAGCCGUCGUGGACAUGAUCAUGUAUUAUGUCAUCGGCCUCCCACUGGGCAUUGUUCUGACCUUUGUGGUCAGAAUGGGAAUCAUGGGCCUCUGGCUGGGCAUGCUGGUCUGCAGCCUCCUGGGAGCUGCUGCGUUUGCUUUCUACACCGCCCGGAUGGACUGGAAGCUAGCCGCAGAGGAGGCCCAGAAACAUGCCGGACUGCUGCCGCAGAGCACUGACAGCACGGUGGCCACGGUCCCCCGACCCGGGCCUGCAGAAGCCGUCACCUCUUCAGUGGCCACGGGUGCCUCUCCUGGCAUCACCCUGACAACAUAUUCAAGGCCCGAGAGCCACCUGGACCUCUUCAGGACUCCGGAGGUGGCCCAGGCCCUUCCAGCGCCGGCCAGCAGAUUGUCAGCCAGACAGCUGGCCAUCCGCCGCGGGGCCGCCCUGGGGAUGGCGUCAGGCACGCUGACGGCCGGGCUGGUCGUCCGGGUCCUGACCACCAGACACUAGCCGAGCGGCUCAGAGACGGAAAGGAGGCCAAGGGUGGCCGCACCCACAGGUCUCCACACCGGUCCCCCUACAACAGCACCCUGGGGAUCCAGUGCGGGUGGAUGUACACUUUGGACCGCACCUCAAAAACAAAACCUUCAGCCGGCGCCUCGUGUGACGUGAUGGUUCUGUCGACCUGGCCUUCUCUGCUCUGCUCUUUAAGAGGACGUCAGCCGACCGGAGAGGGACAAUCCUGGGGUUGCUUCAAAUCGGGAGAUUUCAAAUCAAGACACAAUUUAAAAAACCAGUUACCCAAUUAAAAGCUACAUAUUUCCUAGGUGAGUCUGCCGCCCCGCCCCCCGUCUGUUCACAAAGCCUUUGAGAAGCUUGGACAAGGGGGCCCAUGGGCCCUGCAUGGGCAGCCCAGUUCACCACACCCCCCAUGUGCCCUGUGCCCCACGUGCCCCACGGGCCCCUGCAGAUCCAGGCACUGGCAACCCCGAAGGGGCAGGUGGCCGUCCACAGACCCUUCAUUCCAUCAGCAUUGUGCUGAUCACAGACCUUGAGAAACCCUUGUUCUUACAGCAGCGAUGGGGUAGAAAGAAGCAAGAGGAGCAAAACCAGAUCGAUCGCUUGGCCGUGCAGCCUGGGGGUGAAUGCAACGCCGACCCAAAUUCCAGGCUGCUUCUCUUUGUGGCCUGGGACUGCCGAAUAUUUUCAGGCUGCACGCUGUCAUCCAAAGUGGAGGCAGUCUGGCCUCUGCUGCCACAGUCCCUUAGGCAUCAGUGGCUCUACACACGUUCACAAACAAAAUGAUCAAAGCCAAUUAAAAAAAAAAAAAAAGUACACACAGGAUGUAAUCCCUGUUUGAAGAGUCAACAUGAAUUCAUUUUGUUUUCGGUACCUGGUGACAGUCCGGGCCUCCCGCUCACAGGGAGGAAGAAGCUGAUACCCUUGUCCGUGACACUGACACCUUAGUGAGCGUCUGGCGACCAAACAAAACGACUGAGGACGGGGCACAGAGAAGCAAUGCUGUCGUUUCCCCAAAGGUGCUCUAAGGUUGAAAAAGGAUCUCGAGAAAAGGGUUCCACGGUCAAGGAAGUUUGGGAAACGACCCCCACCAAACGCCACACAGGUUCUACAGGACUCGGAUCCUUUGAGAUGCUAGUGUGCUUUACAAAUCCUGACACACAGGAUGGGGUGGUGGGAUCAGUUUUUGUGUAAAACCUUAUGGAAUUAGUGUUCCUGGAGUACUCUUAUAGAAACACUUGGUUUAGACUGGCAAAUGGGGAUAGGAGGGCUUAGCUGGAAAAACCCUAAACUCCACAGGUGCUUUAAAAAAUAAAAACCUGUAAGGGACAGAGAAAGCAGAGCUGGAGAAAAUCUUCUUGGCUAAGAAUUUCAGGGAGAAAGCAGGACUUAAAGUUGAUGAAUACCACCUCUGAACAGAUGAAGGCAAAAAAUGGAUUUAUCCAUUGGGGCAAAAUUUCCGGCCAAAGAAUGGUCUCUAUCGGGACAUAAGAGGUUCCCCACUAGGAAUCUUAAAAUUCAUGCCACUUUUAUCAAAUAUGACGUAUUUAUUUUGCAGAACAUAGUAGCAGACAAGCCAGUGAUUUAGCGUAACUAGAAAUCACAGGGCACAAUUUAAUGUGCUAAACGAAAGCUCCGUAUUGAAAUUUUGUCUAAGGUAUUUCGUGACCGAUUAUCCUGACAUCUUAAACUAGCCUAGUGAUUGACACUGCAUCCUGUGAUGAAGACAGUGAACUUCAGACAGCCUCCCUGGGACAGAUUCAUUCAAGGCAGCUGAUUACACGUUCUCUAAAGUGAAUUACAUUCUCUCACGUGUUGGGGGGGUGGGGGGGGGCAGGGAGGGUGGAGGCACCGUAGCCAGGAAUCACCAAUGCUUGGCAGGGAGGCUGCAUUCCACAGGGCUCCUUCCCACCCUGGCUGAAGUCCCUCAGGUCUCAGCCAUGCUCAGGAGAUCCCCUUCCUGUGUCCUCUGUCCCCUUCUCUUCCAGCGGGACGCCGUGGCUUACACAGUCCUUCUCCAAAUGUUCCACCAUCAGCCCCCCUGAGGCUCUCAAGCUCCACAGUCCAGAAUAUCCAAGGCCUCUGGCCCGUGACAGGAAAUGGCUUUCCACGUUAAGUCCAGAAGGCUGAAUUUAUUCAAAAAGGGAUCUCUCUGAAGUUUAAAAAAGUGAAAUUUCUUUGCAUUGUGCUACGGAAAUAAGAAACUUAAAAGAUCUGUCCUUGAAGAUCCACUGACUUGAAACUUUUAAGAUCCUGAGAGGUUUUUUUUUUUUUCCAACAUUUAUUUAUUUUUGAGAGAGCAUGAGUUGGGGAGGGACAGAGAGGGAGACACAGAAUGUAAAGUAGGCUCCAGGCUCUGAGCUGUCAGCACAGGGCCCGACACGGGGCUCGAACUCACAAACUGCGAAAUUGUGACCUGUGCUGCAGUCAGACGCCCAACCGACUGAGCCACCCAGGCGCCCCUGAGAAUAAGUGUUGUUGUAAGUAAUUUUAUUACAGCAUAAUAAAAGUGCCAGUUAGGUUUUAUAAGAUGCAGAAUUCUACAACUCCUGCCCAGUAAGAAUGACGGGUGAUACUUGCAUGGAAAUUGGCAACUGUCUUCCCUGGAAGCCCUGGGAUCUGCGGGAAGUCUUGCGUGGCGUUAGUUACAGAAGGCAUCUGCGGAUGGCCACAAAAGACUGUCACAAACCAAAUACAAGAGAGGGUGGAGAAUGGACGGGAAAGGAGGAAGACCACUGGUCAGACAGCACGUUUGACAGGAGGGCUGGCUCCGGAAGGUCAAGUCCUCAAGUCCCAGUGGGUGAGGGACAGGGACCUCCCCCCAUCCCCAACACACAGAUCCGGUGCCUCAAACCUCAGGCAGGGCUGGGAAGAUCUUUCCUCACCUCUGUGGGCUACAGAGGGCUGUUGAUAACCCCGGGCAGGGAGGAGCCCCCUGGAAGCUUCACAGAGUGAUGGCGGAAGGUGGGGGGGUGGGGGAGUCCUGUGUCCCAUGAACUGGAGUAAGAAGUCACUCAACAGGUUCAGAGACUCCUUUUACAUCUCCCUGGGAGUCAGCCUAGUACCUUCUCCGUCCCCACCCCACCCCCCACCGCGAGCUGAGGAACACAACGUAAAA
This is a messenger RNA of Acinonyx jubatus (cheetah), 5076 nucleotides long. RefSeq names its product multidrug and toxin extrusion protein 2. NCBI's taxonomy places the organism in Eukaryota, Metazoa, Chordata, Mammalia, Carnivora, Felidae. Gene Ontology annotation, cellular component: membrane. Gene Ontology annotation, molecular function: antiporter activity; xenobiotic transmembrane transporter activity. Bases 123 to 1949 code for a protein of 608 amino acids. Gene Ontology annotation, biological process: xenobiotic detoxification by transmembrane export across the plasma membrane. The record is from RefSeq and is a predicted model, not a curated record. The transcript has 17 exons.